Messenger RNA from Serinus canaria (Common canary), 10907 nucleotides. RefSeq names its product zinc finger DHHC-type palmitoyltransferase 21 (gene ZDHHC21). Gene Ontology annotation, cellular component: endoplasmic reticulum; Golgi apparatus. The record is from RefSeq and is a predicted model, not a curated record. The transcript has 8 exons. Gene Ontology annotation, biological process: protein targeting to membrane; peptidyl-L-cysteine S-palmitoylation. The coding region runs from base 5039 to 5836 and encodes 265 amino acids. Gene Ontology annotation, molecular function: protein-cysteine S-palmitoyltransferase activity. Lineage: Eukaryota; Metazoa; Chordata; Aves; Passeriformes; Fringillidae.
CGGGCACGGCCCCGCCGCGGCCGGCGGGCUCCUUCUGGUCUUUCUCCAUCCUUGCGCCUCCCCUCUGGCACUGCUGUUGUCUGUGCGUGGAGCUGGGUAGGGAAACCCUGGGCAGAAUUGCCAUGGGUAUCUCCCCAGCUGUGAAAUAAGGAAAUGGUGCUGUCGCUUUCAUGCAGGUCUAGGGUGCUUUUGCCCUGUAGAGGAGGAGGGUGUUUGCUGGUAUUGAGGUGGUCGUAGGAGAGGCACGAGGUUUUGAUUAGCUGUGUGCUCCAGCAGCGCGGCACAAGGAAGUGCAGUGGCCUUGGCGUCCCUUGGUUUCACACUUUCACUUCCCAGCUCUAGUAGUUAGUCAGAUGAAGUAGCAGGUCUUCGUUCGCCUCAGACUGAUGAUCCAAACAGUAAUGUUCUCAGAGUUACGUACUUUAUUUGUCUACAAGUGUCUGUUUGGUCAGCAGUGGGUGAAGAUAGAUUUGAUGGACUUGUGAAGAGGAGGGUAAGGUGUGCAUAUGUUAAUGUCAAGCCACAUUCCUCUCCAAGCCCAGGUGACAUCUUUUAUAAAUGAAGUAGUUGUAUGUAGGUAUGCUUCGUUAGAUCCUAUCAGUGAAAAGUAACUGGGUGGGAAUGUCUUGCCUACUUCAACAAACCUGUCAACAGCCACCUAACAACUGCUUUGUGCCAAGGUCUCUGCUGCAACCAUCCAUUGUAUAAACACAAGAAAUGCCCGGUGUGUGGGGUUUUGUCAUAGCACAAACAUGCUGUUGCUUAUGUUAACUGGCUAUUCAGAUACGUGUUCUGUUUUGUUAAACAGAAGUGUUGCAAAAAGCUUAAUGGCAAUUCUGUUCUGACACUUGACAUUAUAAGGUGACUUCCUUAAAAUCUAGUUUGUAAAAGAAGUUCAGUUGAUUGGUUCAAGUCCACCUUGUUUUUUCCCAUUGAAAUGUAUUUUUUGUUUUAGUAUCCGUAAUCUUUGGCAGUAAUUCUUUAGAUUUCAGGGAGGUCACUGGUGUAAAAAUGCGGAUGGAUACAGAAAUUGGGGAAGGGUGUUGAUUGUUGCUGCUCUGCCCUAGUUAUCACAAAUAUUGUGAGAAGUGUGGCUCUCUUGUGUUUAUACUCUCUCUUCUUUUUUCUGGUUUGCUUAGGAUACAGCCUUUUUAGAAAGUGGUGUUUUUUCCACUCUCAAAAUGUGUAUUAAGGAGCAUAGUAUUGUUCAGUUUGUGUGGAAUCUUAAUAUUGUCUUUUGUGGCGAGCAAUACAAUAAGUUACUGAUCUGUGUUUUUCUGCACUUGUUUAAGGACUUAUGAAAAAAGUUCUGCAAGUCAGAUUUCAGAAGUCAUACUUUUCUUAAAGAGCAGGGCUACAGUGAGGCACAGUUUCUAGUUGUGUAUCAGUGCAGCACCCAUGAAUGUACAAGAAACAGGUUGUCCCCAGAGCUGACUGUUGUGCUUCUUAGGCUGAGAAAUUGAGUACUGCUCAUGUUGGGUGUAUUUAUGAAAUACAGUUUUCUAAAUAUGUUUUGGGACAUUCUUGAUGUAAAAUGGUAUACUUUUUUAUUUUUCUAAGGUUGCAUUCAAAUGAGUCUAAUAAAGCAAUUUAUAUUUCACCUUAACAUUUCUGGUUAGCACAGAGCUUUCUCUUUUCUUGGAAUUGACUUUCCAACUGCCUGACUCAUUCUGUGGUCUCAGUAUUCUGUGGAUGUCACACGAAGGGUCCUAUUGCAGGUGAUUGUAGCGAACAAAGUACUGAGUUUAUGAUACCAUUAAAGGAACUGCACUGAAAGAAAAGGGUUAGGAAAAAAUGCUGUCCAGGCAUCCUGGAAUAAAAAUAUUUUUUGGAAAGGCAAGAACAAUUCCCAAUAGUGUAGGAAAGACUCAGUCAUGUUUUGGUGCAGCUGAAGCUUUUCAUAGGCACAACUACUGUUGGCUUUCAAAUGAUUUGUAUUUGAGUUAUUUGUUUAGAAGAAAUAGCUAUAAAUUAGGGCACAAGGGUAGAAAACCACAAAAGCUCUACCAUUAGUGCUCUCUGUUUUCUCCUAAAUUACUUAAUUGGAAAAUUACUUUGCUUGAAGAAUUUCAUUGCUUGUAUGAAUCCUGAGUGUAUACAGAUAUAUGUUUCUCUCCAUUUAUUUGUUGUUAACCUUCUCAUAGGGUUUUUUCUUUGCAUAUUGUAGUUUUUCUGAUCAGAAAUUAUGAAUUUUGAAGAACAAAAUUAUAUGAGAUCAGUCAUCUCUUCUUUUUGGCAUUGUGUUUGAAAGACUAAUGCAUUCACUUUGUUUAUGACUUAAAUUUUAAUCUAGUACUCCCUUCCUUGUUAUCCGAUUUUGGAGGUCUUACUUUUUCUUUAUUCUCCACACUUUAUGUAUUUAUGCAUGGUACAUAAACCAAGAGAAAGAGGGGAAAAAAUUACUUUGCCAGGCUAAGUCAGUAUAUUGACAUCAUUUCCUAUUGCUGCUGAAGUAUAAAGAAAAACAUAAAACUUAAUUUACCAUUAUAGGAAACAAGAAGCAAGUGUGUAACUGAAAUACACUGAUCUUUACACAGAUCUUUCUCUGAACUCUUACAUCCUUUUAAAUAUAUAUUAAAUUGUGAAAUGGCUUAGUACUGAGAUUUGAGUAAUGUUAGUUAGAAUUAACUUGUCAGUUUGGAGACAGCUCUACUCAGUAAGGUGGGGUUUCAAAAGCAGAAUAGAAAGUAACCUGUUACAUGCUGCCUUUCAAACAAGUGAUAAUGGUUGUUUGCAUAUCACACUUUCAGGAGAUACAGAAGAAGAUGAAAAAUCACCCCCUGUCUUGAGAGUGAGGCCUGUAUUUGCGUAGUUCUUGCUUAAUUCUGCCAUCCAAGAUAUGGUUUUGAGCACGGCUGAGGUUUCCAUAGGCACAUCAUUUUCAAAUGAUAAAUGUGAAUGUGGUCAUGCAGGCAAAAGUAAGUUACUGAGGGAUAAAAUUAUAUCUCUCCAUUUUGUUUGUUGAGCUGUUAUUUCCCAUUCUGAGGAAGUGCUGUGAAGUCAUGGAAUCUCUGCUGCUCUGGUAAGAUGGAAAACAGAUGGAUUUGUUGGUCAGCAGUGUUUCUAGCUACAUUUGGGUUUUUUUUGGCCUCUGUAUUUCUGUUAGUCUGCAUGAUUUUCCCUUUGUAAAUUCAUGGUGAUUACUCCUAGUAUUCUUCUUGUCCCUCAUGUGUUUGAAAAUAGUUACCAGAAUUGUUUCCUUCACCUUCCCAGAGACCAGAGUGAGGCUAGUAGGCCUGUAGUUGCCUGGCUCCUCCUUCUUGUCCUUGAAAACAGUAUUUUCAUUGACACUUGUUUUCUUGAAUCCUUUGGAAUGUUACCCAUCAGCAUAAAACUUCCAAACAUAGUUGAGAAUGACUUCACAAUGACAAAACCAGCUCUCUCAGCACUCAGGUUGGUGCCUCAGUAGGUCACAUGGAAGUGCUAGGUCCAGUUCACUUAAAAAUUUGUUAAUCUGAUCCUCCCUCGCUCAGACUGUCUUUUGUAUUCUACACUUUCCCAUGGGUCUCAGGGACAUGGAAUUCCAGAAGGCUGGUCUUACCCAUGAAAGAGCAAGAUAAACAAGGUGCUUUGACAUUUUUGUAUGAUUUUGAUACUUUCAGCAGCAGGCUGACGUUUCCUCUCUAGCCUUCCUUGUGCUGCUCAUGUACCUGUACAUGUCUCUCUUGGAAUUUCAUAUUUGUCACCAGAUUCAACUCUAGGAGGACCGUGGUUUUCCUAACUCUAUCCUAGUGCACCUACGUGGUGUUCCUGUGUCAGUUGUGUGCACACACUUGGAGCAGCCCCACUUCACCUUGGUUUGGUUGAUUAUAAGAUCUCUGUUUUCUGCAUCAUCCUGCAUCCUUUGCUUGUGAACAGUGACCACCACUUCCUUGCUCAUUCAGAGGUCACCACCUUCGUCUAUCAUCAUUCUUUAUUUAAGCAUUCCCCAACCAGCCUCUUGGCAAAGAUACUCUUACCCAUGUAAUUUCAGGUGGAUCUUGUUCCCCUUCACCCUGUUUUUCAGUCUCAUAGAAGGUUCUAUGGAUGUAAAUGCUGCAUGACCACGUGCUCAUUUGCAGGAUCUGUCUGCUUCUCUUCAAGUUCUUCCCCUUCAUCAGCAGCAUGAAUGAGCCACUUGGCUACUAGACUUUGGCCAACACCCUGUUAGCUGUAGUCAUGCUUGGUAAACUCCUGGUCUCCCCUGGCUGUGUCCAUGGUGCCUAAAUGGAAGAGCAGCUAAGGGUAAUAGCUAAGGGCCAGACUACUACCAGCCUCAGUAACAGUUAGUCUGUGGUAUCCUGGAGCCUGGACCCUGGCAAGCAGCAUACUUUGCCAGGUGACAAGGUGGGCCAGCAGAGGUGUCUUUGUCCCAGAAGCAGGGACCCAGUGCUAUUCUUUACCCCAUGCUGUUCCUCAUACCCAGUACAAGUACUGCCACAGGACUCAGGCACAGAUGGCUCUGAGGCUUUCUUGGACAGAGUGUUUCCUGUCCAUGUGUGCUGCCAGGGCUCAGAACCUGCUCUGUAGAUCAGAGCUGCAGGCAGAACAGGAACUGUCCUCUUGGUGCUGGAGCUCAGAGGCUUGACAUGUCCAUCUGGACAAGCUGAGGCUCUGUCUGCUUCUCCUCUUGUCAUGGGGGUUUCUGUAGCUGCAAGAACUUGGGUGGGGAUCUGAGUGAUACGUGAAUGGGAACACUUACAUUAGAAAAUAACAAACAAAGGGUGAUGAUAGAUAACACUAAGGCGAAAUGUGGAAAAAUGACAGCUUGUUUGGGUCUGAUUUUGAUUAGACAUCUAAAAGAAGAAGAAAAGACAAUGAAAUUUGUGAAUAGUAUUAAGUAAAUUUUGAAUGCAAUUGAGGACAGUCAAACAUGAAACAAAUAAGCAGAACCCUUGGAAACAGAGAUGUUAAACAAAAUUUCAGUGGAACAAGUAGAAGCUGAAAGGAAUGGAAAGAAACCAUCAGAAAUGGAACAAGAUUCCUGAAGCCCAGAAAUUGGGGAAACUAAUGGGUUUAUCUUCCUGGGUCGUGACAAUUUAUUAUCUGUUUGUGUUCAAUGGGGCGACGAAUUCACUUUGUGGUUGACCCUCAAGGCUGGUGCUGUAUGGGCCUAAUUAUCUUCGUCUGGCUGUACAAUACAGUCUUCAUUCCAAAGGUCAUCCUUUUUCCUCAUUAUGAAGAGGGAAAUAUUUCAGUUGUGGCAGUUUUGUGUUAUUACUUCUGCUCAUUGUUUUGUAUAGCUUCAUUAUUUAGAGCCUCAGUAGCAGAUCCAGGAAAACUAACUGAAAAUCCAAAGAUACCAGUUACAGAACGAGAACAUUGGGAGUUAUGUAACAAAUGCAAUAUGAUGAGACCAAAGCGUUCUCACCAUUGCAGUCGCUGUGGACAUUGUGUGAGGAGGAUGGAUCACCACUGUCCAUGGAUUAAUAAUUGUGUUGGUGAAGACAAUCACUGGCUGUUUUUACAGCUGUGUUUCUACACCCAGAUCCUUAGUUCCUAUACACUGAUACUUGACUUCUGCCAUUACUACUACUUUUUGCCUCUGAAAAAAGAAAACUGGGACGUGUUUGUAUUUAGACAUGAACUUGCUCUCCUAAGAAUAUCUGCCUUCAUGGGUCUAAUAAUUUUAGGUGGAAUAAGUCGACUCUUUUACACUCAGCUAAUGGGUAUUUUCACUGACACUACAAGUAUAGAAAAAAUGUCCAACUGUUGUGAAGACAUACCGAGGCCCCAGAAGCCAUGGCAGCAGACCUUCUCAGAAGUUUUUGGCACUCACUGGAAGAUCCUGUGGUUUAUUCCUUUCAGGCAGCGGCAUCCACUGCGAGUUCCCUACCACUUUGCCAAUCAUGCCUAAACAGAUGGAUAGUGGGCACAGAUGGGUCCUCCAUGCUGGAAGUGCGUUACAGGUUGGAUGAUAAUAGGACUGUGACAGUCUUCAAGUCAAUUAAAAUCAGUCGUAGGCAUCACAGUGUGCCCCGGGCAUUAUUUUAGUUAUGGUCUUGAUUUUAUUCUGAAAUUAGGGCAAAUUAAAUAUUCAACUUCAAGCUUAUUUACUUUCAAAUUAGCUUUCCAAAGAGAUUCCUUUUGUCUUCAAGGAUAAUACCAAAAGCAAACAACUGGAAUGUAGUUUUCAUCCAGUUUGAUACUGGCUCUUUUUUUUUCAUUCUGUUUUAUUUUUUGUGUAGAAAGCACUGAAGUUUACAUUGAUGGUUAGUUUUCUCACUAAGUGUCUUAUUCUGCCUUGACAUUUUUUUGGGGGUUUGUAUCAGUACGCUUGUCUGGAUAAUAAUAAUGUCUUUUUUCCUGCUGCAUAUGUUUAAAAUUCCGUGAUUCUGCUAGUUAUUUAUGAUAUGCAAAAGUAAUCCUGCAGCACUGCACUAUAAAAGGUAAUAUUGAAAGCUGAAGCAGAUUGCUUCCUAAAUCUUUUACAGAGAGGUUUUGUAGAGGCACACAAAUGUGUGUUUUUAUAUAGAGAAGAGCUUACAUUUAUCUUCUGGCCUAGAUAUGAUGUUAGUGAAAAGAGUUCAUGUCUUCAUGUCUUUUUGUCAGUGAGAGGGAUUAAAUAUUUCAGGGUAAACUAUGCAGAUACAAAGCAUGUUUUCCCUAAAUCCUGAGGAUUUGAAUCAGCAAUAAUCAACAAAGAAGUUGCAUGGUGCAAAUAUUAGAAUGAUUACUUUUAGAAAAUACAGAUGUAGUUAGUUGGCAUAAUGUGUCAUAAAGAAGAGUAUAUUGUCAAUGAAAUUAAAAAUUUUAUAUUUACUUUUCUUUAGUCUUGAUUAGCUGGAAUUGGUCUAAGUGUUUGUAUAUUUAAAAUAAAAUUAAUUUAAAUACAGAUUUGCUAUUAACAGGAAGUGGUAAGUGAAGUAUAUAAACACUUUUAAUAGGGUACUGUGUUGAUGUUGAUAGCUUCUUGUUCCUUUUAAGUAGGGAAGUAGCUAACCAAAGAAGGUGUCUUUCAGAUCUGGUAAAAUGAAAUUUCCAGAGUACCAGCUCAGUCUUCCUGUAUCUGAAAAAGUUACGUACUUACUUUAGCCCUCUGUAUCUAUACAAAUAUUAACUUCAGAUGAUUGUGGAAACUACUGUGGAUUUGUAGGAGAAAUUCACAGCUCAUUGUUUCCAGUUAUGCUUCUUACUGUGCUUUUUGAAUAGUCUAACAGGACUAGGAUCCCCCUUAAAUAACAGCCGUGCAGCAGGACACAAUAAAAGACAUAAAGUCAGGAUUUUAUACAUGGAGAUUGUGCAGAAAGUAAUAGCUUAUUUGUGAGCAGUUACUUCAAAAAAGAAGGGUAAGAUUUUUCAUGACUGGUGUUCGCAAAAAAUUUUUAGAUCAACUCUCUAAAUGUCUUAGUACAGUUACUGCCAAUGUUGGGUGUCACUUUAUUGAGUUAACAGAUUUUGAUGAUCCACCUAAAGUUCCAAAAAGGGCAUCCUAAAAAUCACCUGAAAUUUAAACUUUUGUGAAUGUCUAACAUUUGAUCCAACUUUAUUUUUCCUGUCCUAUUAAAAAUAGAUGCAACGUUUUGUUAAUUUAAAUUUCAAGCCUAAUGUUCAGCUAUUUUCCUUUUCUUUUUUUUCUCAUGACGGUUGUAGAGAGGUUAGACUUUUUUUGAAGUGGUAUUGGCAUAUUGGCAGCAAUAUUUAAACAAAAAAAAAGCUUAAGGAAAUGGAUGAAAAGACCGAAGCAGUGCUUGAAAUUGAAAGGAAUCUGGAUAUACAUAAUAAAGUAAUGGCUCUAUUAUUUUUCAUUCCCUCCGCUAUUUUAGUCUCUGGAAUAUACGGGGAAAUAGUAUUUCAUUUUCCGUGCCAAUAUUUAAAUGUUUCAUGAGCAAAGCGUAGUUUGAAGUUUUUAGGGCUAAUCAGUUAUCAGAGCAGAUUGUACAGUUCUGAACCUUAUUCAGAAAGAAGACCAAGAAUUUAACUAUUUUUGGUAUAUUUAUCGUGUUCUGCUUCCCAGUAUUACUGUUUCAGGCUGGAGUAUCAGUUACAGCUUCCAGCAAGUGAUGUCAGUGAAAAUCUUGCCUGAUUUUCAAACAAAAGUGCUAAUUUCACAAAUUCAUGUUCUCAAAUGUUUCCAUGUUGCUUGAUUUCCUUUGAAAUCUACUUUUUCUCAGUCUCCUAUUCAACGUAACUAAUAAUCAUAAUUGAUAAUAUCAUAAUUGAUAGGCAUCAAUUUGCAACAUGAUUAUGACUGCUAGUUCAUUUUUAAGUGUUUGGAGGAAAAAGGGGAGAAUUUGGAGAGUCUUGACAUUUUAGGAGGUACUAAACUUUAUUCUUUGAAUAAGAGGCAAUCUAAAAUGGUAAAAGUAAUAAUUUUUUCCUAAUUCAGCUGAAGGACUCUAUCAUGUUAUUAGUUUCUCCAAGUACUAAUGUUUCUGAAACUAAUUCUCAGAAUGAGUUGCUCUGUCAGAAAAAUAGAUUUUUAUCAACCAAUUUAAAAUCCUUCAGACCUUGAAAUUCUUGAAUCCUUUGAACCAUUGCCUUCUUUUCCUUCUUAGGGAAAGAAAGUCUUCCUUAGCAUUCUUUCUUUUAGUAGAAACUGCACUUUUAAGAUUGAUUAUUGGUUGUCAUUUUUAUGCAUUUAAAAAAAACUUAUAGGCAGUGUUACUAAUUUUGUUCCAAUAUCAUAUCAGAACAAGAUGUACUUUUUUAAGAAAAGUGAAUAUUAUUUUCUGACUUGGCAAUAUUUGAUUUCCUGAAAGGCACAAAAAGUACUUGAAGAACCAAUGAACUUCUCCCUGAACAAAUAUGAAAGUAGCUGGUUUACUUACAGUGUGGGAUAAUAUCUGGUCAGACCAAAAAAUGUUUACUUGCUAUCUUCUCAUGAUCAGAGAACUGAGAUUUCAUUUGAAAAAUGCUGAUGUCUAAAGUAAAAGAUAAUCUAUUAAAUAAUAUCUGUGAAUCUGUCCUCUGAUCUGUUGCAUUGAAGGAGAGAUUCCAUCACACAGCUGGUCUAGUAUUUCAGAUACACGAUAAUUUUCAGUCUUGAGGAGUUUAUGAGUCUUGAAUUUUUAUGUAUACGCGGAGUUUUAAGAAUAGAUUUUCUAUGCAUCUGUCUUUAUUAAUAUACUUACCUUUUAAAAUAUGUUCUCAGCUGUCCUUCAGAUAUUCCUGAGAAUUAUUUUGAUUAAUUGGUUUAUAAAUGGAUAAUAGAACACCAAGUGGAAUGUCAUGUAUCCUGCUUUAACACCAGCCAGCAAUUAAGCACCACAGAGCCUCUCAGUCAGGAUGAGGGGGAGAAUUGGAAGAGUAAAAAUGUGAAACUCUUGGGUCAAGAUAAAGACAAUCUAUAGGUUUGAUAGGUAAAUGAAAAACCAUACAAGCAAGCAAAUCACAAUAAAGAAUUAAUUUACUGCUUCCCAUGGUCAGGCAGGUGUUCAGGGAGCUGUAGGAAAGCAGGGCUGCACCACAUGUGACAGUGACUGGGGAAGACAAACCAUCACUCCAAACAUUCAUGCUUUCCUCCUCCCCCGAGCUCUGUUUGCUGAGCAUGACACCAUGUGCUGUGGAAUAUCCCUGGAGUCAGUUGGGGUCAGCUGUCCCACCUGUGUCCCCUCCCAACUCUUUGUGCAUUCCCAGCCUCCUUGAUGGUGUAAGGAGCAAAAAGGCCCUGCCACUGUGCUUCCUUCUGGCUCAGCUGUAAGGAAAGCAUUCUUGUGCUGUCAACACCCUUCCCAGCACAACUCCAAAAUACAGCCCUGCAUUAGCUCCCUGAAGAAAAUUACUUCAUCCCAAACCAGCAGAUCGUGACAGAUCACAUUGCUGUUUGCAUUCAGAAUGCGGGAUAUUUCAUUGUUCAUGUUACCAUGUUUGGUUGAUGAGAAGCUCAGCACAACCUGGUAAUGUGUGCUUUCAGCACAGCAAACCACGUGUUCCCUGAGCUGCAUCAUAAGAAGUGCAGCACAGAGGCCAGGGGAGGUGAUUUUCUCUGACUAAGUUGAAUCUAAUUCUAAAUAAGUUGAAGUAUUAGGAUCUCAGAAAUAAGUGUGAUGCUGAAUGCUGCUAGGAGCUGUUUUUGGGAGGAACUGGUACUUCUAAAUGCACCGUCCAUACUUAGGUAAUGUAUUACGUGACUGGAUACUUCAGAAAACAUUCCUCAAAAUAUUUUUGUACUACUUUCCCAGUGGCUGAGUAUUGCCCUUAGGAGGCAUUGAAAUACUUGUGUCUGUGGACUGCAUGAAGCCUAGGAUUACAGUUCUGCUGAAAUUAUCCAGUGGCAUCUUGUGUCUUGGCCAGGCAAUGGCAGAAUGGUUAAAACCUCUUAUAGCAACAAUGGCCAUCUAAGUAUCAACUGUAUAACUGUAAGAGUAACUUACAUUUACAGAGGUUUUCAAGUUAGAAAAUAGGAAAUUUAACUUCUGAUUUCUGUGCACUUCUAGAUAUUUCAGUGCACAUUCCCAGGACUCAUGCCUGUAUAUCACAGUAGUCUGCAGACAGAAAAUUAUCACUCUGUCUCUUUAACAGAAAAAAAACCACUGAUUUUUGUAAACUAGCAUUCUGAAUUUUGUAGCUGAAACAUGGGCAUGUGAUUGAGUUUUAUCCAUUUGUUCUUAGUUUGAUCUUGACUGUUUUCAGAUAAUGCUGAAGGAAGUUCUUACUGGAGUUAAAUUAUGAGGUCUAACACUGGUUAUGCCUGAAUGGUAAUGUACAAGGUGAAUGACUGAAUAAUAUCAGAACAGGGAAGCUUACUCUGGUAUUCUUUUAAUCAAAUCUGAAAAUGCAUGAGUGUGUUCAGCUGAUAAGCAAUGUAUUUUUUUAAAAUUUAUCUUUGUUAAUUUCAUUCAUGUGAUGUUUCUGUGAGAUUUUUAAAAGUUUAUUAAAAUGAUAGUUUAUUUUUUUUCAUUCCUACUGAGAAUUUUUUUGUUCUAUAUUUUUAUGAAAUCUUCUUUUUAAAUAAAAAAAAUAAAAGUUUUUUUCUCUUCACUGAA